UAAACGUGGUUCUCUCUCUCUCUCUCUCUCUCUCUCUCGCUAGUUCUUCGUGGCUAUGGCGGCUGGAUUUGUGACGCGAUCCUUUGGCGCCGGCUCUCUAGUUCUAUCGCCACGCGAGGCCUGGAGCGCGAAACCUAGUGACUCCUGCCACUCCAAGUUCCCGGCGAUCAGAGCAUCGGUGACCAAGGUCAGGGAGGAGAUUGAUCCGUCUGGACUGAAGCAGCGGCAGGGAGAAGAGAGGAUUCCGGUGGGAGUGCUAGGAGCGAGUGGCUACACUGGAUCAGAGGUGAUACGAUUGUUGGCAACGCAUCCUUUUUUCAAUGUGAAGCUCAUGACCGCGGAUCGCAAGGCGGGUCAAUCGCUCGCUACGGUUUUCCCGCACUUGGUUAUCUCUCAGAGCUUGCCUGAUAUGGUGGCCGUGAAAGACGCGAAUUUCUCCGACGUCGAGGCCGUGUUUUGCUGCCUCCCGCAUGGAACAACUCAGGAAAUCAUCGCAGCUCUUCCCAAGAGAUUGAAAGUCGUCGAUCUCUCGGCUGACUUUCGCUUGGCAGACAUAAAAGAAUACGAGGAGUGGUAUGGCGGCUCGCAUCGCGCUCCAGAAUUGCAAGAAACAGCAGUCUACGGGCUAACGGAAAUCCACCGAGAAGAAAUCAAACAAGCCCGCUUGGUUGCAAAUCCAGGUUGCUAUCCGACGUCUGUACAAAUUCCCCUUGUCCCACUCCUCAAGAGCCAACUUAUAGAACCAGACCAUAUCAUCAUCGAUGCAAAAUCUGGAGUGAGCGGCGCAGGCCGCUCUGCAAAGGAAGCAAAUCUCUACACAGAAGUCGCAGAAGGCCUGCACGCUUACGGUGUCACCAGGCACCGCCAUGUGCCAGAGAUCGAGCAGGGCCUGGCACAAGCAGCUGGCUCCAAGCUCAAAGUCAGCUUCACACCACAUUUGAUGCCAAUGAGCCGAGGCAUGCAAUCGACCAUUUAUGUGAAGCUAAAAGCUGGCGCGAGCGCCAGAGAUUUGCGAAAGCACCUGGUGGAAACAUACCAGAGCGAGGAGUUUGUCAAAGUUCUCGGCGAGGGAAUCGUCCCACACACUCGCCACGCUCGAGGAUCAAACUACUGCUUCAUCAAUGUCUUUGAAGACAGGAUCUCUGCAAGAGCUAUCAUCAUCUCUGUGAUUGAUAAUCUCGUCAAAGGCGCGUCUGGCCAAGCUGUGCAAAACCUCAAUCUUAUGAUGGGCUUUCCAGAGAGUACCGGACUGUUGCAGCAACCUCUGUUUCCUUGAGCGAGACGUACAAACUUUUUGGUAUUUGUUUUUCGAAAGAUAGAAAACUUGCUUAAAUCUCGUCGAGCUCGGCUUCAAA
This is a messenger RNA of Selaginella moellendorffii, 1355 nucleotides long. Its product is annotated as probable N-acetyl-gamma-glutamyl-phosphate reductase, chloroplastic. The record is from RefSeq and is a predicted model, not a curated record. The transcript is spliced from 12 exons. Lineage: Eukaryota; Viridiplantae; Streptophyta; Lycopodiopsida; Selaginellales; Selaginellaceae. Gene Ontology annotation, molecular function: N-acetyl-gamma-glutamyl-phosphate reductase (NADP+) activity; NAD binding; NADP+ binding. Gene Ontology annotation, biological process: L-arginine biosynthetic process. Bases 56 to 1276 code for a protein of 406 amino acids.